Peronospora farinosa is the source of this 1305-nucleotide messenger RNA. The record is from the annotation of a GenBank genome assembly. NCBI's taxonomy places the organism in Eukaryota, Oomycota, Peronosporomycetes, Peronosporales, Peronosporaceae.
AUGAAGCUCGUGCGCAUGCUGGCAGGAAUGCUGGCGGUGGCAACGCUCAUGUGCUCGGGCAACUUGUGUAUCAGCGCGUCUAAGCAAGACGGCACGAUUUCGUACAGUAGCACGACUGUUACGCUGAUUAUUGAAGUGCUCAAGCUGGCGAUAAUUCUCAGUACGAUCGUCUUGACCGAGACGCCGCCACCUGCGCGAUUCGUACCGAUCGAGGCCUUUUACUACGCCGUUCCUUCGUUCCUUUAUACCAUUGACAACAAUCUCAACUACGUCAUCCUACGGUUCAUGGACGCCGCUACUCUCUCGGUGCUUUGGAACCUCAAGAUUGUAGUUACAGCCUUCCUUUUUCGCUUUGUGCUCAAGCACCCAUUAUCAGAGCUGCGCAAAAUCGCCAUUGUACUGCUAGUGAUUGGUGUGCUUACGAGCGAGUCGAACCAUCUGCGAGAGAUGACAGCUACAAUCGUUACAAAGAGUGGCAAUGACAGAGGCGGCGGGAUGCAGUCAAUGAAAGACACUGCUGCAGAUAAAAGCGCCAAGGACUUAAUUAUUGGCGUCCUGCUAGUGUUGGUGGGUGUCACCUUGUCGUCCUGUGCUAGCGUGUUUACCGAGUGGGCUUUCAAACGGAAGUCAAACUGUCCAUUUCUGUGGCAGAAUAUUCAGAUGUACGUAUUUGGCAUUAUUUUUAAUGCCGCUGGGGUUCUGCUGGUAGAAGGUGAAGACAUCUUCUCAAAGGGAUUCUUCCAUGGCUACAACAACUGGACACUGGCCGUGGUGGUAGUGAACAGUAUUGGUGGCAUCGGAAUGGGCUUUAUUCUCAAGUAUCUCGAUAACAUUGCCUGCGUCUAUUCUCAUUCCAUGGCAAUGAUGCUCACGAUGCUCUUCUCGAUGCUUUUCUUUUCCUUUUCACCGUCUCUCGAAUUUGGCUGCGGACUCAUGGUGCUCAUCAUCUCAAUGUACAUUUACCAUCAUCCGCUAGCACAUGCUGAUGACACAGCCAAGCCCCCCCGCCGUUUCUCCGACUCAUACUCCACAGAGUCCGGCAGGAUCACAGAAAGCAGUCAGAAGGAGAGAAUGGUCAAGUUGAAGCAGCAACAAAAUGACGACGUCGACGAUAUCGACAUCACUGUCAAUGCAAGUGGCUCGUUGUCGUCUAUGGCACCUAAAAGUAUAUCAUUGUGCGGACUUAAGCUGAUGAAGACGCAAUACGCAAAGCUUCCAGACACGUCAAAGCACUUGAAAAGCGCCUGUACAACUGCAAACGCUAUGGACUCAUCACUCCACAACAGCAAUCAACCUCACGAGUGA